This is a messenger RNA of Racocetra persica, 642 nucleotides long. NCBI's taxonomy places the organism in Eukaryota, Fungi, Glomeromycota, Glomeromycetes, Diversisporales, Gigasporaceae. The record is from the annotation of a GenBank genome assembly.
GAACAAGAUAAAAUUGAAGAUUCUAAUUUACAUAGCAUGGAAAUUUCCGAACGCAUUCCUACAACUAUUGGCCAUUUUAAUAAUCAUCCACUGUAUGCUCUCGAGCGUCAUAUAAAGAAAUAUGAAAUUAUAUUCCCAAAAACACCAAUUAUCGGACAUAUCCGGGGUGAGCCAAUCUAUCCGCGGAAGAAUUUACAUACUGUUGAGACAUGGUUGAGAGAAGGUCGUCAAGUAAUGGAAGGGCAACAACCAGUCAAAUAUGUGAAAUCUCGCGUAUUUACCUUAUCGAAACGUCGAGCAGCAAGUAUGGCAGAGUUAUUUAAUCAGGAACCUCCAGAAUCAGGCCUUUACGGUGAAUGGCAAACUGAGGAGUAUAAAUCAGAACCAAUUAUCGAUGGAAAAGUUCCAAAAAAUCAGUUUGGAAAUGUCAAUAUGUUUAAGCCAAGCAUGUGUCCUGCUGGUGGUGUCCAUAUUCCCAGAAAAAUCGCAAAGAAGCUUCACAUUGAUUAUGGAGAUGCUGUGGUUGGUUUUGAUUUUCAAUCACGUCGAUGUUGUCCUGUUGUAAAGGGAAUUGUGGUUCCUGAGGAGCAUAGGGAAAUAUUGAUGGAGGCAUGGAGAGAGCAUUCAGAGCAUGUAGCAGCA